Molecule: messenger RNA, 1432 nt
Organism: Ornithodoros turicata
Lineage: Eukaryota; Metazoa; Arthropoda; Arachnida; Ixodida; Argasidae
Product: max-interacting protein 1-like
Exons: 6
Coding region: 127-708 (193 amino acids)
Biological process (GO): regulation of transcription by RNA polymerase II
Molecular function (GO): DNA-binding transcription factor activity, RNA polymerase II-specific; RNA polymerase II cis-regulatory region sequence-specific DNA binding; protein dimerization activity
Source: RefSeq, a predicted model, not a curated record
ACAUUGUUGUCUGCUUUGCUCGAGAGAGGGCUUCCUUCGCGUUCCAAUCAAGCAUCACGCGACCCUAGGACCUUUAGUUCGGCUGUGUUCCAUCGCAAGCGGUUGUUACCUUCAUUUGGAUUAAUCAUGAGCAUCCACACAUUACUGCAAGCUGCAGAAUAUAUCGAACGACGAGAACGCGAAGCGGAGCAUGGCUAUGCUUCUACCAUGCCCAUGCCGAGUGAUCUCACAAAAAAAAAGCCAAAAGCGAAGAAAACACAAGGUAACCGGACCACUCAUAACGAGCUGGAAAAGAACAGGCGAGCGCACCUGCGCAACUGCCUGGAGAAACUGAAAGAGAUGGUGCCACUGGCCCCGGACACCAGUCGUCACACCACCUUGGGCCUUCUGAACAAGGCCAAGGUGUUCAUCAAGAACUUGGAAGAAAAGGAUCGGAAGAGUCAGCAGGUGAAGGAUCAGCUCCUGCGGGAGCAAAGGUACCUCAAGCGUAGGCUCCAACACCUUGAUGGCAUGUCGAGAAGCAAACGUCGGAGCGUCAGCGAGUGUUCCACUCGAUCCUCUGAGACAGAUGAAGUGGACAUCAUGGGUUACAACAGCAGCAACCAGAGUGACACUGAUGAUCACAGCAGCAUUCAGAGUGUCACCAGCGAUGGAGGGGUGGCCAUCUCAACCAAGCGACUGUGCCUAGCGGAGGGAGGGGAUUUCUAGAGCAAUACGCUUUGCAUUAUUUAUUUGCCUUUUAUUUUCGCUCCUCUAAGGUGUUCUCCCGGUUUUGUACGUGCUUCUAUUGUACAUCCACUUUUUGUCUUUCUUUGGACAAAAAAAAAAAAACCUUCGUACCUGGAAUGACUGUAUAUAUUGUGACAUUUUAAUACCACAUUUUGUCGGGUUGGCUAUUUUUGUCCCAACUCUCAUUGGCUUACAUGUUGUAGCCAAUCGUGUCAUGCGAGCUUCCGGGUAACUUCUUUUUUUUAGUUGUAUAACCGAAGGGCAUUAAUUCUCCCCCCCACCACCAGGUUGUACAGAAAACCCUCCCGUCCACAUCGCUUUUAAAUGAGGGCCCUUUGAGGGAAAAUAACUUUUCAUUCAAGUGUGGGACAUUUCAACAUUGAAACAGGACCUUUGCUUUGUAUGUAACUCUGUGGCUUUUCCCACUUUGAUAACUGUAAUAAUAUGUACAUAAAGAAAGUAUAUAUAUAUAUAUAUAAAAGAUAGGCUGAGACGGGGGACAUAUACCGAAGCAUUAAAAGUUGACAAAUUGGGCGUUUCGACACUGAUGUAUAUAAGGCAUGCCUCGUGACCCAAUUUUUUUCAGUUUGGUCUUGGAGUGUCUUCAUUUUUGGGGUAUCUUUUAAACAGUAGCUUCCUGUAAAUAUUUCCCGACUAUGGUGUCAUUGUUUUAAGUUUCAGAAAAUAAACGUUAUUUCGUGUA